GCAUGGUGGACGUGAUCUUCGCCGACGUGGCGCAGCCGGACCAGACGCGCAUCGUGGCGCUCAACGCGCAUCACUUCCUGCGCUGCGGCGGCCAUUUCCUCAUCUCCAUCAAGGCCAACUGCAUCGACUCGACGGCGCCGGCCGAGGCCGUGUUCGCGGGCGAGGUGAGGAAGAUGGCGGCCGAGCGGAUGAAGCCGCAGGAGCAGCUGACGCUGGAGCCCUACGAGAGGGACCACGCCGUGGUGGUCGGCGUCUACCGGUGA
This is a messenger RNA of Lonchura striata (white-rumped munia), 263 nucleotides long. Lineage: Eukaryota; Metazoa; Chordata; Aves; Passeriformes; Estrildidae. The record is from RefSeq and is a predicted model, not a curated record.